Messenger RNA from Diplodia corticola, 1572 nucleotides. RefSeq names its product folate-binding protein. The transcript has a single exon. The record is from RefSeq and is a predicted model, not a curated record. Gene Ontology annotation, molecular function: protein binding. Lineage: Eukaryota; Fungi; Ascomycota; Dothideomycetes; Botryosphaeriales; Botryosphaeriaceae. Bases 1 to 1572 code for a protein of 523 amino acids. Gene Ontology annotation, cellular component: mitochondrial matrix.
AUGCUCUCCCGUCCGAGCGCCGGCAGCACCGCAGCGUCCGCCCUGCUCAAUGCCAGAAAUUCGUUCAUCUGCACCCGCUGCCUCAACCACCGCCGCGCCGCCUCCUCCUCCACCGCCGUUCGCAACAAUGGGCCCGUCCCUACUCUCCCACGGCCAUUGUCGUCACGGCCAUCCUUCUCCGCCCACGCGACCCGCCGACCCGUCAUCCGCGCCUUCGCCACAACGAGCCCAGCGCGCACAUCGCACGACGACAACGACGCCAACCACAAACCCAAACACAACACCAGCGCCCUGACCCCGCUCCCCCACCGCCGCCUCCUCGCCCUCUCCGGCCCCGACGCCCCCAAGUUCCUGCAAGGCCUGACGACCAACAACGUCCGAGGCACCGAGACGGACGGCUGGUACACGGCGUUCCUCAACGCGCAGGGCCGGGUCCUGUACGACGCCUUCGUGUACCCGACGCCGCACGCGGCGGGCGCGGCGGCGGGCGGCAAGGCGACGCGCGACGGCGACCGCGACGGCGACGGCGGGCGCGGCCGCGCCACCGGCGGCGACGACUGGGCGUGCUUCGUCGAGGUGGACGGCGCGUGCGUCGACGCGCUGCAUCGGGCGUUGCGGCGGCACAAGCUGCGGAGUAAGAUUAGGCUGCGGGUGGUGGAGGAGAGGGAGUGGGGGGUCUGGGCGGGGUGGGUGGUGGAGGGGGAGGAGGGAGGAGAGAAGCAGCAGCAGCAGCAGCGGCAAGGGCGUUCGGAAUCGCCAUCGCUGGCCCAGGCGAUGAUGCAGAGGAGGGCGGUGCAUCUGGUCGACGGGCGCGUGCCCGGGUUCGGCGGGCACAGGUUCCUGGUGCCGGGCGGUGCGGGUGUUGCGGACGUCGCUGGGUACUUGCCGCCGGCCUUCGCGGCGCUGGAGCGCGCGACGCCGCGGGACUACCGCGUGCGCCGCUACCUGCACGGCCUGGCCGAGGGCCCCGAGGAGAUCAGGGUCGAGGAGGCGCUGCCGCUCGAGAGCAACGUCGAUCUCAUGCGCGGCGUCGACUUCCGCAAGGGCUGCUACAUCGGCCAGGAGCUCACCAUCCGCACCAAGCACACCGGCGUCGUGCGCAAGCGCAUCCUGCCCGUCCGGCUGUACGACGGCGAGGAGGAGCCGGAGCGCUUGGAGUUCGUCGAGGGCGGCGCCGGCGUGAGGGCGGAGGAUCUGCCGCCGGGCGUGGUGGACGUGAAGAAGAUUGCUGAUGGCCCUUCUGCCGCCGACGCCCCCCCCGCGAGGAAGAGGAAGGAUGGGAGGAGCGCGGCGAAGUGGUUGGCGGGCGUGGGGAACGUCGGGUUGGCGCUGUGUCGGCUGGAGAUGAUGACGGAUGUCAAGGUCGCCGCUGAGGGGAUGGGUCCCGCGAGCGGGGGUUACCAGCCCGGGAUGAGGUUUGGGCUCAGGUGGGAAGUGCCGGGCGAGGAGGGCGAAAAGGGCGUUGGCGUCAAGGCGUUUGUGCCCGAGUGGCAUCGGCUGAGAGCCGAGGAGGAGGCAAAGAGCAAGAAAAAGAAGAUCGUGCAGAAGGAGUUUGAGCUGGAUGAUGAAUGA